Molecule: messenger RNA, 1386 nt
Organism: Phaedon cochleariae (mustard beetle)
Lineage: Eukaryota; Metazoa; Arthropoda; Insecta; Coleoptera; Chrysomelidae
Source: the annotation of a GenBank genome assembly
AUGGGAUCAUCUAGUGAUGAAAAAGGAUUGGUCAGUAGGAAUGAACGAUCUGCACAAUGUUUGGUAGACAAUGUAACUAUAUCCGAACGUGAUAAUGAACAGUCAGCCCAGCUUUUGGAAGAUAUUACAAUGAUAUCAGGAAACCAAGAUAGGGCUAUCAUCGAAGAACCUCAUCAUUCAAAUAGUUUCAGUUCCAAGCAUUCAAACUCAUCAAGUAGUUCUUCAUCUGCUAGUGAGAGUGACACUUCAUCUUCCUCUGAGGAUUGUGAAGAUUUAAUCAACGACAAAUUGUAUACACCAGAAAGUGAUGAUUCUGAGGAAGAUAGCGGUAAAGAAAACAAUGGAGUUAAUCAAAAAGACAAUGACACAUUACAUUUAGAUACCACCAAUAAACCUUCUACACCUAACCAAGAUAUCCCAAUUUUAACAAGCCCAGCCGAUAAAGGAGUGAAACAUAGCAGUCGUUCGUUGGCCGACAUCCAUAGAGAUUAUGUUUCAAAAUGCAGAGAAAAAAAUGAGCCAUAUGGAAGUUAUGCUAUAUUCCAACGUGUAUUCACGAAUGAAUUCAAUAUUUCCUUCUUCGUGCCAAAGAAAGAUCUAUGUGAAACCUGUGUGGCAUACGAAAACGCUACAAAUGAAGAGAAACAACAUUUGAAGGAUAAGUAUGACUUACAUCUGACUGAAAAAAAAUUAUCAAGGGAAGAAAAGAAACUAGAUAAAGAAAAUAUUAAGUCCAAUGGUAUUGUUGCAGUAUAUGACCUCCAGGCGGUUAUGCCAAUACCAAAAGGAGAUGUUUCUGUGUUUUUCUGCAAAUCGAAGCUCAACGUUUUAAACUUCACGAUUUAUGAUUUGCAGACAAAUAACUGUGAAUGUUACGUAUGGGAUGAAUCUAAUGGUCAUCGAGGAGUGAACGAAUUAGGUAGUUGUGUGCAGAAAUAUUUACAAAAAAAAGCCACCAUCACUGAUUGUGAAGUUAUUUUUUAUUCCGAUAAUUGUCUGGGGCAGCAAAAAAAUAAGUUUAUCAUUCACAAAUUCCUUAUAAAGGGCCAUACGCAAAACGAGGGCGACUCCGCUCAUUCUCUUAUCGAAAGACAGGUAAAACGACAAUUGAGAGGGGGACCCAUGUAUACACCAGAUGCUUUCAUUGCUGCUAUCCGGACAGCAAAGAAAAAAGGAACACCUUUUACUGUAAACGAAAUGUGCUAUGAGGAUUUUUAUGACCUGAAGCAACUUGCUUCCGACAUUGGACCCCUCACUAUGACACAUUUGAAACUUACUGAAGUUAAAGUGAUGAAAGUUGUGCUAGAAUCUCCUGUAUCGGUAUAUUACAAGAACUCAUACAAUGAUGAGUUUCAGGAGGCUAAAAUAAUAACUAAAAAAAAAUAA